GCCUCUUUUCCAGCAUGUACCACUUCCUGUGGUUGAAGGGCAACUUCGUAUGUCCAUAACAUAACCUAGUUGGCUUGCAAAAUGAGCUUAACAAAUGUCUAUUACUUCGCUAUAAGUUUUCACUAGACAACGGCUGUCAUGGCUACGUCCUCUGUCCAUGUCUCUCUGUGUCUCUCUGUGUCUCCCAGCAUAGGUCAACGCUUCUUCUCCGUCUGACCCACCAGGCUUUGGCCCACCGCAGAGGGCUAUGUCUAGUAAGAAGACUAUCCACUCGACUUCUCCUCAACACACAACCUCACGCACCCUCUCUGCCAUGCGGUGGCCGCAACACCCCCUUCCUGCAUCACAGCCCCCAGGGUCUGUCUUCACCCUCAGCCCACGUCCUCCUCGCCAAAUGCUCAGACCUGUCGAGUCAAAAGUACACCCUCAUCUACUCACUACCCCACAUCAUGCUGCUCAGAGCGGUAUCCAGACUGAAACUGCUCCAGACAGGCAUCACAGUGGUCUUACUUCCCCCUGUCUACUACAUGUAUCUGCAAGGAGACGCGUCGGACCUCCUAGUCGUCUACACCACCGGAAUAGCGCUCUUUGCCGGUACAAUGCUGUACACCGCGAGUCACUUCUUCCGACGCGUCGUGGGGAUGAUGUACGUGGAUUCGGCGCAGACAACGCUCAGGGUAUCUCACUUGACUUUUUGGGGCAAACGGACUGACGUUUACAUGCCGGUGUCGGAUGUGAUGACCGUGGGAGAUGCGGGGGAUUCAAUCGGUGAACCUAUACUGAAACUGAAACGCUAUAGUCGUGCUGAUACACUUUAUUUCUCUACCCGCUUCGGACGAGUGGUAGACCGGCAUAUCUUUGAAAAAGUGUUUGGAACCCUUACUUGAUACUGCAGGGUGUGUGAAUACAAUUCUGCACAAGGAAUUAUGUAUAUUAAAAUUAAAAUGAAUAAUUGUUGUGCUUUGUCAGUUAAAUAG
Hypomesus transpacificus is the source of this 977-nucleotide messenger RNA. RefSeq names its product transmembrane protein 186 (gene tmem186). The record is from RefSeq and is a predicted model, not a curated record. Bases 450 to 887 code for a protein of 145 amino acids. NCBI's taxonomy places the organism in Eukaryota, Metazoa, Chordata, Actinopteri, Osmeriformes, Osmeridae. Gene Ontology annotation, cellular component: mitochondrion. The transcript has 2 exons.